Molecule: messenger RNA, 1568 nt
Organism: Papaver somniferum (opium poppy)
Lineage: Eukaryota; Viridiplantae; Streptophyta; Magnoliopsida; Ranunculales; Papaveraceae
Product: cell wall integrity protein scw1-like
Exons: 10
Coding region: 100-1083 (327 amino acids)
Molecular function (GO): mRNA binding
Source: RefSeq, a predicted model, not a curated record
ACCCCGUCGCUUGUCACUUUGUCAGGCUGUCUUACAACCUUCGAAGAGCGAAAAAAGAAAGCAAAUUAGCUGAAGGAACUGUAAAACCCUAGGUCAGAGAUGUCAGGUCCUGGUAUUCAUCCUUAUCACCACCAUCAUCAACAACAAUGGCCACCUGCACCGCCACCAGUCGAAAACCCUAAUCGUACCCCUCCUGAAGAAGUUCGCACCAUUUUCAUAUCUGGUUUACCAGAAGAUGUAAAAGAAAGGGAAUUACAAAAUUUAUUAAGAUGGUUACCUGGUUAUGAAGCAUCUCAAGUGAACUUCAAAGGAGAACAGCCGAUGGGUUUUGCUUUAUUUACUAAUUCCCACUUUGCUCUUAGUGCUAGAGAGGCUUUGCAGGAGAUGGUUUUUGAUGCAGAAUCUAAGUCUGUUUUGCAUACUGAGAUGGCAAAGAAGAAUCUUUUUGUCAAAAGAGGUGUUGUUGCUGAUGCAAGUUCUUUUGAUCAAAGUAAACGCUUGAGAACUGGUGGUGAUUACACACAUACAGGUUAUGCAAGUCCAUCUCCUUUUCACCCUCCUCCUCCUCCACCUGUUUGGGGACACCAAGGGUACAUGGCUCCACCCCCUCCACCAUAUGAUCCUUAUGGAGGAUACCCCGUGCCUCCACUAGCGAUGACUGCACCAACCCCUCUACCGCCACCCGGUGGUUAUGCACCAGUCCAGAUACCAAUUAGAUUUUCAGAAGCUGUGUUUCUCAUUUGCGAAACUAACACAAAAGAUAACCCUCCUUGCAACACUCUCUUUAUUGGAAAUCUUGGAGAAAAUACAGUGGAGGAAGAGUUGAGGGGAAUUUUUAGCGUGCGACCUGGGUUUAAGCAAAUGAAGAUGUUGAGGCAGGAAAGGAAUACAGUCUGUUUCAUUGAAUUUGAGGACGUUGGUAAUGCUGUUAAUGUGCACCAAACUUUGCAAGGUGCUGUUAUCCCGAGCUCUGGACGCGGCGGAAUGCGAAUACAAUAUUCGAAAAACCCCUUUGGGAAGCGGAAGGAUGGGAUUGCAGGCAACAGUACACCCGAAGCCAAUGGGUCCAAUCACCAGCAGUAGCUUAAAGCCUCAAAGGGAUGAACUUUCUGCCCUUAAUUGCUCGUGACAAAUAGAGAAAAUUAGGAAAACCAGACUGUUUCUGCUACAUGUUAGAUGCAUUCCAUGCAUCUCAUCAUCAAGUCAUCAUCAUUAGCAUGUUUUUGUGUGAUAAUAUCUUAGGUUACUGUCAGCGCGUAUUCCAUUGUUGGAUGAUUUUAUAUUGCUAUCAUGCAUUUACUGGUGCAUUUGAGAGGCUUGGGUGAAUGACGAUCUUGGUUGCACAUUGUUUAAUCCAUAUUAAAGGGAAGAAAUGGUGCAUUGUUAGCUUGUUAGGUUAUUUGUUGGAUUUUCUGUAGGAGACAUAAGAUAUUAUGUUACUCGUGUUUGCAAUUUUGCAUUGAUGUUAUUAGGAUCAUGUCGUCGUUUUCAUUUAUGCUCUUGUAAGAUCUCAUUUCAUGACAUGCGCUGCCUUUUCUUUAUAUCACGACACUUGAAUACUUGAUUAA